AAUUCAUGCUUGGUGUGUUUUGUGUAGUGAUUGCUUGAUUCAGAUUACCGUCUAGCCCUUCUGGUUUGUUUACGGAUUAGAUCUUGUGUAUGACCACAGACUUGUUCCUUUCGACUCCAAUUCUUUCCUUAACCCUUCUAGUUUGUUUGCACCGUGAUUUUGUGUUUCUGACCAUUCGUUCUCUUAUUCGAUUGCGAUUCUCGCCUAGCUCCCCUGCUUUGUUUGCUGAUUGGAUUUUGUGUUUGACCAUUCGCUCGUUCUCGACCUCAACUUGUUUUGCCUUCUGCUCGCCGUAUAGUGCUCUGAUUAGCUAGUGUGUUCCCAGCUCCACUGCAGAUCAUUCCAUCAGGACACAAGUAUGUUAUUUUGCUGUUAUUUUUCCUUUAUUGCUUUUGAAGGUACUCUGGGUGGAGAUUUAACACUAACGUUGGGGGUACGCUAUUCCGACUUUUUAUUUCAGACUUUCGGCUAACUGUCCAAAGUUCAACAUUCAAAGUUCCCCAAGUACCCAGUAUUCUUCGAAGACUAGCCAGAUUUCAGUUAGAUAUUGGUAGGCAGAUAGGCAGGGCUCUACAGUGCUCCUGUUUUAGGAGCAUUUGCUUCUGAAAAUUUGUGUGUGCCAACUGGAAAAAUAAUUUAGGAGCACAUAUACUAAUUGGGACACAUUAGUGUGCUCCUAAAUUUUUAGCGUAGAGCCCUGAUAGGGACUGGAGUUCUAAAAAUGUGUUUUGUGUUUACCGUUUCCCUUGGCCUAAUAUUACAUUUUGUCUAAAAAUCUGAAACCAUUCAGUGUGACAAAUAAUAUAGGAAAUCCGGAAGGGGGCAAAUACUUCUUCACAGCACUGUAGGCAUGCUUUUCUCUUUACUCCAGAAAUGGUGCUUUUCCAAUGUGAAAAACAGUUCGGGAACCACAGAGUUUCCCAUACAACAAAUUUAUUUUGGUGGCCCGCCCAAGUAGAUUUCCUCCUACCCAAGAAGUUUUUUUGGUAUUUAGUUCCUUAUUUCUGUAAGCAACACACUGUUCUUUUGUAGUUGUUGUGUUUUUUUUUUUUUUUUAAAUGUCAGAGUACAGCCGAUUCUCAUUUUUGAAAAUUGGUAAAAAAAAUUAGCUGUUAUGCAUUGUUUCUUCAAAAGAACAUGUCCUCUGGCCUAACCAAGACUGCAAAAUUUUCAAUAAUAUUUGGAUUAAAGUUAGCUAGCAUUUAGCUAGCAUCAGCGUUCACCCAGCUAACAUUAGCCUGGAUAGCUAAUGAAAACAUUAACUUUUCAUUUUUGACAGAGAUGAGCAUAGAAAAAUUCUUCUUUAAAAAGAUAACGGUAAUGUUAUGGAAAUCUAUCUGUGGUGCAAUACCAUUAUUGUUAUAGUAACAGUUAGUUAACAAUUAGGUCUACUUUAAUUGAAAUUGAUGAAAAUCAUUGUGUUUAUAAAUUAGGGCAUUUUGGAUAUCUGGUAUCAAUGACUUUAAAGCCCUUUUCUUAUGUUUGUCUGAUUAUAUUAGCCUCCCAAUCAUUCUAAUAGGAUAAAGGUUUGUCUAUAACGGAGACCAUUACUGCAAAAAUUGUUAUAGUUUUGGUUCCUUUUGCUUUAUGUUCAUUCUCUCUGAUGCCUGAUGCGAAAAGUGCCGUACGGAUUUCAUUUUCAUCUGGAGACACAGCCAAAGUAAAAAUAAAUUAAAUUGCCCUAACACGAAAUAUAUAGGCUAGUGCCCAAACACAAAAUGUGAACAAAAUGUAAUAACCUCUUCAUAGUUACAAUACAUUUUCAUAAACAGUGCAAACCCCCCCCCCCCCGAACGCGUACAUGGAGUCGACCGCCACAAAUACAUUCUCGACCCAUGGUGAAACACUGAACCAUCUGUGCCUUGCACUAUCGGGAACCUCUGCAAUUCCUGAAAUGCGUUUCUGUUACUGUUUGGUGUAUCUCUGUGAGAUAAAUUUGGUUCCCAGAACUAUACUACAUGGUACGCUUCUGCUGGCAAUGGAAACGCAUCCAGAUCCCGUUAUCUUUGUUUCACGGGCACAUCUUUCAAGGCUUAUGUAGUUCAGCUGUUGGCUUAUGCCAUGAAUUGUGAAGAGGAGGUUCCUCAAAAGGCAGUUCACUCGUGGUCCAGAAUUGCCUCGGCUGGGCAAACUGCUCUGGUGGAGGCACUGAGGGUUUUCAGUCCUAUGUCAAAGGACCUGUCCGAUACUGAGAUGCAGCUUGUGUCCUUUCUACAGGGACUCAAAGAUGAGGGUCACAAGCCCAUUGUGCUCAAAAGCAAAGAUGUGUAUGGUUAUAAAUCUUGCACAACAGAACCCAAACCAGUAGAGAAGACAAAUAAACCACUGGACAUUGGCAACAAAGUUUCUAAGGUUCAGAAAGCUACCAAGAGAAGAGGAAGAAAAGCCCUUUGCAAGAAGAAGGAAAUCGACUACACGCUCUUGAGUGCAGCAGCUAAGAUGAUUGUAAAGAAUCAGCCUAAGAUAAUGUUGACUAAUCUCUCACAUGAGUCUCUCAGGCGGACUGUGCUUGCUAAACCUCCACUCUACACUGUUAGACCUGUCCAGAUGCAACCAUGCUUGAAAUUGGCAAACAUAACUGGUACCUCAGGGGGCCACACUGCAAGACUGCAGAUACGAUCUGAUAUGGGGCCUCAAGGGAUAACCAUACCAAAUUCUCACCGCCCAGUAACGUUGUCAGGGAUACCACUUCCGCCCUUGGAAACUGCUGGUAAAACGCCAAAAGCAGUUGUUUCCGAGAACAUGAGACCUGUUUCCUGUCCUGUCAAAGUGGACGUGGCGCUCAUUGGAGACUCUGCUCCAGUUGUGUGUCCGAAUGGCAGACUUUUGAAAGAAAGUGGAAACUACAAAAUGGUUCCAGUGAAUAUAGGCCAAGUUGGUGUUGCAAGUGACAAGCUUGACUGGAGGGACAAGGAUGCAGUCAGGGUGCUGAACUGCCAAACAGAUCUGGAUAUGUCCAGGUCAGUCUGGGUCACGAAAGGCCAAGAAGACUCUAAACUGAAUGAGAAUAACUUGAGAUUGGAGGUUAUCAAGGUGGAUGACUCUAUCACUGAUGAGGAAGUCAGACGGAAAGCCCAGAAGAUCUUGCAAGUUAAUUUGUCUCCUGUGAUUCAGAUUCAGCCGCUCCUUGCUUAUCCAGUAUGAACUGCAGCCAUUUCAAAGAAGCUCCCAGUUGAUAUUUGAAAUGACAUUUGAUUGAUUAACUUUUAAAUGAAGGCAUAGCUGAGCCCUAACGCUAUCAUUUUUGGAUUAUAUUCUGGGAAUGCGAGUGUCAUAUUGCCGUUAUCAUUUUGAGUGAACAAACAUGUUCCCAGACGUAGAAAAUUAAGACAGUGGUAUUUUCACAAGAUGCUGUUUGGAUAUGCUACUUUUCAUUAGGUAUACUUGGGUAUGGUGCAGAUUUUGUAAGAUUAAAUUCCCGGUUUAUUGCCAUUAAUUUUUUUUUUUUUUUUUAAAUAAAAAAAGAAAACAAUCUAAUAGCAAAGCCAUGUCAUAUUACUAUGCAGUAUCCAUAGAUUUUUGUAAGGCAAAUGCGACAUUUCCUUUCCUACUUGGUUGAAUUCUAACCAAGAUUUCUGAUUGGGUUCAAUUUCCUGCAGUGUUUUUUCCCCCCAUGUUGAAAUGGAUUUGCCUUUCUGCAUUGGAAAUAGAUUUUCAUUGAGGACGGAGAUGGGUAGAAUACAUUCUGGAUAUACACGGCUGUGCAUUUUGUCCCCUUUGUAUUUUAAGUUUUCUGCAAAUGCAUUUCCAUAACAAAUGAAUGAAACCUUUUAUGCUUAAUGUCGGCACAUUGAUUUUUUAUUAAUUUUUUUUUGUGUGUGUGUGGGGCAAAGCUUAUUUUGUACAGAAAGUUAAUUUAUUUACACCAAGAGUAGAUGGAUAAAUUGUUGCUGCCCUGUGGGGGAAGUAAAUAUUUUUCUUCCUCCUCAUGGGUAUGUCCUUCUAGAUUUGAAGCAAAUUGGGGUAAUGUAUCCCGGUUUGUUCUUGGAUCUAUUACAUGUAAACAACGGGAUAAUUCUGUGUGUGUGUGCAUGUGUCUGUGUGUGUUUGUCAGGGGGUGGGAGGGUUUUUAGUUGGAUAGUUGGAGUGCGAGUCCAUUUCAACUAUAAAAUUUUCUGGACGUAUUGUCUGGUACUAGUGCUCUUAGAUUUAAAACUCAGUUUUUAUUAAAUUAAUUGAAGUGCGUGUUUAAACCUGUUACAGCUCUUCAUUCACAUGCAUUAACACGCUGUCUUCUGACAUGUUCUUACCAAAGUGAUUAACAACAUUGUGAGUAAUGUGUUGGGUAUCUAUAUUUUUUUCUCAGAUGGAAUUUGGCAGAGAUGAAAGAAAAAAGAAAAAGAGUAAUGUGUGCUCCUGAAAAUGUGCCCUUUUGCAUCUCUCCUGGUGCUUGAAUUUCAGUUAAUUUUCACUCCUCUUGACAUAACUUCAUACGAAAUAACAGAAUGAAUGUUGCCAAUGUAAAUUGCUUGAAUUGUCUUAAUUGCCUUUGAAGUUUAUUUUGCCUAGAUGCUCAGAGAAUUUACUUUUAUUGUGAAAAGCUGCUGGGUGCUAAAGGGUUUGGUUUGAAGACUUGGAUUUGUUAGAGGCCCCUUGUUAGGGUUUUUUUAUUCUAAUGUGUGAAUUGUAGAGUUAGACAGUUUGAAACACAAUGUUUGACUAAAUAUACAUUCACAAAUUUUGUCUUCAUAAACUUUUGUCAGUUGUGCCAACUGCACAGCACAAAAUCUUGGUGGCUAUUUGAGAAAUACUGAAAUAAAUUUUUCAAAAAGGAAACCAGUAAGUUUUUUUUCUUCUAAUAAGAUUUAAAAUUUUAGAUUUAGUUUUUUCCUAAUUCACAAUUCUCGAUAUGGCUGUUAUGUGAUGAGGCAGAGAAUACCCAGUCAAUCAAAGCCCUCCCACCCUGGGCAGUUCCUUGGCCAGUUAUGCAUCAGUGCACCAGCCACAGCCAGCACUGGAAUGGUCAGGAUUAGAUCCCAGACUGGGGUGCGUGUCUUCAUUGAGCACAGUGCUUUAGCUGGAAACGACUCCUGAGAAGUUCUUUCCCACUUGUAUUUGGAUUAUCUAUAAACGUUCCACGGAUUUUCUGACAGUAAGUAGGCGAAACUUAUAGCCUACUUGCUGCUGUGAUUUUAGAUAAGGGAGGGGGUUAUUGGCAUUUCUUAAAGCCACUCCAACGUGAGAAAUUAUAUAAUUACACUGAUUGUGGUAGAAUGGCUUGGCUGUCAUUUAUUAUUAAAUCUUAUGGAUAUUGCACAGUGGUAAACUGCAUUCUUUGAACUUUUCAGGAUUGAAUUGGCAAAUGUUUUACAGGGGCUUCACAUUGGUUUAUAGUAGCCUACAGUUAAAUAAAAUACAGAUUUUGUUUUUCCUUUGUACUAAAGUCAUUUUCUUCCUAAUGCAAUUGGUUCUGUGAACAAUGUUAAGAUAUGUUGAAAAAGCUGUACUGUCAGUGUUGUAUAUUUGGUAUAACUGUUAAGAAUGGUGAAAUAAACCUUUGUUUAAGAUUC
This is a messenger RNA of Anguilla anguilla (European eel), 5510 nucleotides long. RefSeq lists its product as uncharacterized. The transcript has 2 exons. NCBI's taxonomy places the organism in Eukaryota, Metazoa, Chordata, Actinopteri, Anguilliformes, Anguillidae. The record is from RefSeq and is a predicted model, not a curated record. The coding region runs from base 2062 to 3144 and encodes 360 amino acids.